UGGAGUUGGGGAGAAAUAUUUUGUUCUUUCUAAGUGUGAGUUUGUGUGGGAAGGUUGUCGUGACAGUGCAAAUCUAGUAGUCCGUUUCUUUUGCGGUUUGUUGCUAUUAAGUUCAAUUAAAUUCCUUUUAAUAAUGGCAGAAAUCGCAGCAGAAGUUAAAACUGCUCAGGCCACUCCUGAGAAAGAGGUAGAGAAGAAAGAAAAGGAAAUUGUAAAAGAAGCUCCUGAAGAAAAGCCCGUUGAAAAUGGACAAGAAACUGAAGCACCUAAGGAUAAUGGAACAAAUGAAGCUGAGGAAAAUGACACUAGUGAAACUUGUGAAAAUGGCAGUGCAACAGAAGAGUCAACUGAUACGGCUCCUCUGAAGAGAAAGUCUGAAGGUGCUGUGGAUGUUCCUGAUGAUGCAACUACCAAUGGUGUUAGUCCACAGAAAAAAGCAAAACUGGACGAAGCACCAGUAGAAAAUGGAGAAGCAGAAUCUGUCGCCUAGUUGUACUAAUCUAUUAGUAUAUUUGUUUGUACGUGAGGAGUGGGUAGAAUGCACCAAGUUGUGGUGUUAACUUUUUUUAUUUAACAUCGACUUUGUACCUGUGUUGAUUACUACCCACUUUAAAAUCCACUUCAUUUUAGCCUGUCAUUGUUCAAAUAUGUUUUUUUAGCAUGUCUUGUUUGUAAGGACUUUGUGAUUAUUAAUUGUAAAUUUCUGUGUUUAUUUUCAGCAUUCCUGCUUUAUAUAUUAUAUAUAUUUUUGUUUAGGGAUGGGAAUUGCAGUGUGAGGGAUCUAAUAGAGAUAAGAGGCAACCUAUACUUAGACAGUACCUGGUGGUUUUGCGUACAAAUUAGUUACCUUCUACCCUUAAUUCUUGUUCUGGCAUAAUAAGUAAUAUUUAAUUAACCUAUUGUUAUUCUACACUUAGUAUACACUCAGUGUUAUAGUAAUAUUGGCCCUAUUGUUGUUAACGUAAAUACAGUUGAUGUUGUUAAUAGUUGAUAAGGAAACAGUAUUAAAAGGGCAUAAUUUAACUAUAAAGUUAUAGAGAUAUAAGUAUGAUAUUGUAAUUGAAAUUAAAAUAAGACAACUUGUGUAUAUUGCAUUUAAAGUGCUGCCACUAAACUCCUCUGGUGCUGACUUGAGAAUCUUAGUAAGAUUGUAGUUUUAUAUCUUGCCCCUUUCCUACAUUGUCAAUUUAAAGUAAAUGACAAUUUUUAUAUUCUCUUGCCUGUGUUAGUAAAUUUUAAUUGUUGAAAUCUCAAAGAACUUUAAUUUUACAUGACAAUCUGCAAGUUGAUAACAGGAUACUUUUGUACACAAAUCAAAUCCAAUGGUAGAGGUUGGAACAGUGUUCAUAAUUUUGUACCUUACUCUAUAUUGCAAUAAUAAAGAGUUAGUUUCAACCAAGA
Homalodisca vitripennis (glassy-winged sharpshooter) is the source of this 1401-nucleotide messenger RNA. RefSeq lists its product as uncharacterized. Lineage: Eukaryota; Metazoa; Arthropoda; Insecta; Hemiptera; Cicadellidae. Bases 134 to 490 code for a protein of 118 amino acids. The transcript has 3 exons. The record is from RefSeq and is a predicted model, not a curated record.